Hordeum vulgare subsp. vulgare (domesticated barley) is the source of this 3142-nucleotide messenger RNA. RefSeq names its product pentatricopeptide repeat-containing protein At3g16610-like. The transcript has 3 exons. Lineage: Eukaryota; Viridiplantae; Streptophyta; Magnoliopsida; Poales; Poaceae. Gene Ontology annotation, molecular function: protein binding; RNA binding; zinc ion binding. The record is from RefSeq and is a predicted model, not a curated record. Bases 36 to 2399 code for a protein of 787 amino acids. Gene Ontology annotation, biological process: RNA modification.
CUCGAGUCGAGUUCGAAAGAAAUUAAGCAUGCGCGAUGCGGCCGCGACUUCCCGCCACCAGACUCAACCCGGCCGCCGCGCCUCGCCGUGCUCCGACCGCCCGCCUCCUCUCCACGGCCGCGCCACCCUCCGACGCGCGCCACCUCCAGCCGCAGCAGCAGCAGCAGCUCGAGCAGCUCAUCGCGCGCGGCGACCUCUCGCGCGCCCGCCACCUGUUCGACGAAAUCCCGGACCCGGACGCGCGCGCCUACAACGCGCUCAUCCGGGCCUACUCCUGGCGGGGCCCCGCCCACGCCGCCGGCGCUCUCGCGCUCUACGCCGCCAUGCUCCGCGACGGCCGCAGCCCGCCCAACAAGUACACCUUCCCCUUCGUCCUCAAGGCCUGCUCCGCGCUGCUCGACCUGCGCGCAGGCCGCGCCAUCCACCGCCACGCCGCCCGCGCUGGCCUCCACGCCGACCUCUUCGUAUCCACCGCCCUCAUCGACCUCUACAUGAAGUGCGCCCGCUUCCGCCCUGCCAACGCCGUCUUCCGCGCCAUGCCCGCCAGGGACGCCGUCGCCUGGAACGCCAUGGUCGCCGGCUACGCGCUCCACGGCAUGUACGGACACGCGCUGGAGUGCCUCCUCCGCAUGCAGGAGGGCCGCGCCUGCCUCAGGCCUAACGCCUCCACCCUUGUCGCGCUCCUUCCUCUGCUCGCCCAGCAGAGCGCGCUCCGCCAAGGGAAGUCUGUGCAUGCCUACAGCGUCCGCGCCUCUCUCCACGACAAGGACGGGGUGCUCGUCGGCACUGCACUGCUGGACAUGUACGCAAAGUGCGGGAACUUGCUAUAUGCUCAGAGGGUCUUCGAGGCCAUGGCCGUUCGGAACGAUGUUACUUGGAGCGCCAUCAUCGGAGGCUUUGUGGUGUGCGGCAGGAUGCUGGAGGCCUUUAUUCUGUUCAAGGACAUGCUGGCGCAAGGACUGGGCUUCCUUUCUCCAACCUCUGUCGCCAGCUCUCUUAGAGCCUGCGCCAGCCUGGCUGAUGUCCGCAUUGGUAAACAGCUGCAUGUCUUGCUUGCGAAAUCUGGGCUGCAAUCUGACCUGACCGCAGGGAACUCACUCCUCUCCAUGUAUGCUAAGGCUGGGUUGAUCGACGAAGCUACCACACUUUUUAAUGAUAUGGCCGCCAAGGACACGGUCUCUUACAGUGCGCUCGUGUCAGGGUAUGUGCAGAAUGGCAUGGCGGAUGCAGCUUUUCUUGUCUUCAGGAAGAUGCAGGUCUGCAAUGUAGAGCCGGAUGUUGCCACAAUGGUGUCACUCAUCCCAGCUUGUGCACACCUGGCGGCUUUGCAGCAUGGCAAGUGCAGCCAUGGUUCUGUCAUAGUUCGUGGAAUGGCACCAGAAACCUCUAUCUGUAAUGCCUUGAUAGACAUGUAUGCAAAGUGUGGAAGGAUUGCUUUCUCCAGGCAGAUUUUCGAUGCGAUGCCAUCUAGGGAUAUCGUGUCAUGGAAUACUAUGAUAGCAGGAUAUGGAAUCCAUGGGCUCGGAAAAGAAGCCACUGCGCUGUUCUUAGACAUGAAGAAUCAUGCUUGUGAGCCCGAUGGCGUCACAUUCAUCUGCCUAAUUUCGGCGUGCAGCCAUUCUGGGCUCGUGACUGAAGGGAAACACUGGUUUCACAUGAUGGCGCAGAAGUAUGGUAUAACUCCAAGGAUGGAGCACUAUAUCAGCAUGGUUGAUCUUUUGGCCAGGGGGGGUUUCCUUGACGAAGCCUAUCAGUUUAUCCAGAGCAUGCCAAUGAAAGCAGACGUUCGUGUAUGGGGAGCUCUGCUUGCAGCUUGCCGGGUUCAUAAAAACAUCGAUUUAGGAAAGCAAGUGGCUAGGGUGAUCCAGAAACUAGGACCUGAGGGGACUGGCAACUUUGUUCUGCUGUCCAACAUAUUCAGCGCUGCUGGGAGGUUCGAUGAGGCAGCAGAAGUUCGAAUAAUACAGAAGGAGAAGGGGUUCAAGAAGAGCCCUGGCUGUAGUUGGAUCGAGAUAAAUGGAUCCCUACAUGCAUUUAUUGGCGGGGACAGAUCUCAUCCACGGUCACCUGAGAUAUACCAAGAGCUGCAUAACAUCCUGGUAGAUAUUAAUAAACUGGGUUACCAGGCUGAUACCAGUUUUGUUCUGCAAGAUCUUGAGGAAGAGGAAAAGGAGAAGGCACUUCUUUAUCACAGCGAAAAGCUAGCAAUAGCUUUCGGUAUCCUCACUCUUAGCGAAGAUAAGGACAUUUUUGUUACAAAGAAUCUCCGUGUGUGUGGAGAUUGCCAUACUGUUAUCAAGUACAUGAGCUUAGUAAGGAGAAGGGAUAUAAUCGUCAGAGAUGCCAACAGGUUUCAUCAUUUCAAGAAUGGACAGUGCAGCUGUGGAGAUUUUUGGUGACAGCAAAACUAGAGUCUGGUUCAUGACCUCUCAGUUUUGUUUUGUACUAUCAGUCAUUCAGUUGCAUGUCUUGAAUGGUGGAGCAUUUAAAACUUCAUCAGAAUACCCUUUGAGGUGCCAAAUUUCUACGUCCCAGCCAGCAAUUUUUGCCCCACAAAGGGUUGUCCAAAGUGAUGGUGUUAUGACGUCAAAAGGAAAAUCCAAAGGUCACAAGAGACGACUGACAAUGUUAUGAAGGAUUUGGUACGCAGUGAAGCUAGAAUGACACAAAUAUAAUUUGCGUAUCUCUAGUAGAAAUCCCUGAGGUAUAUGCUUAGUAUCAUCAGUUGUAGAAUUCUUAACUAUCCUGGAGAUCCUGUGCACUUCCCUAUCCUGGAGACUGGAAAAGGCAAUCAGCACAUGAAGGAGAACAUGGAUAUCCGGGGUAUUGAUUGCUACAGUAUACUGGAUUUGAUGAGCAAAAUAUUCCUGGGAUCCUUGCCCCAGCCCUAACUAGAAAGACGAGAAGUUCAUUAAGGCGCAACAGGAAAAGGCUACAGUAGUAGAAAAUGUUUGAGCUUAUAGAUGUUCCUCAAACAGAUUUCAUGGUCCCGUAAUUGGCGAUUACUGAUGACUGAUGAGCCAACGGGCACAACUUUUUUUUUUCUUUGUUCGAAUUCUUUCAGUCAUAGAGCUCUCCCGUAGGUCAUGCCAAUUGGCCUGGCCGAGUUGACCAUCUUCUGAAAAUGCCAUGAUGUCUUUCA